GUGUCUAGUUUGAUGACAUCCAUAUUAUUGUGUAAUGUGUUGUUUCUAUACUUUCAUAAACAGUGAACUUUUCUAAAUGCUGACAGAAGCAUAAAGUAUAUUUGACAAUCAACUGAUUCUGCUGCACUCCAUAAAAUGGCAGCUAGAAAUCUUUACUCUUUACGAAGGAUAAACAGAGUUCUACGCAAUGUGGGCAAACGGUGGUACAGUGUCAAAGCAGAAAACACAUCAGGUUUCUCGUUUGAUAUGUCAGAAGAGUUGACAGCGUUAAGAGACCUGGCAAGAAAAUUUUCUCGUGAAGAAAUAUUACCCGUGGCAGCAGAACUUGAUAGAAAAGGAGAGUAUCCAUGGGAAAUCAUAAAAAAAGCACAUUCAUUAGGCUUGAUGAACACACAUAUUCCUGAAGAAUAUGGUGGAUUGAAUCUUGGGUCAACAGAAAGUUGUUUGAUUACUGAGGAGAUAGCUUAUGCUUGCACUGGAGUUCAAACUGCUAUGGAAGCAAAUGGCUUAGCUGAAGCUCCAGUCAUUCUUGCAGGAAACCAUGAACAAAAGAAGAAAUACUUAUCUAAGAUGAUUGAAGAACCCCUGAUUGCUGCAUAUUGUGUUACUGAACCUGUUGCAGGCUCAGAUGUUGCAGGUAUUCAAACCAAGGCUGAAAAGAAAGGAGAUCAUUAUGUUUUAAAUGGAUCAAAAAUGUGGAUCACCAAUGGUGGGCAUGCAAAUUGGUAUUUCGUACUUGCAAAAACUGAUCCUACUGCUAAAACUGGAAAGGCAUUCUCAGGCUUUAUAGUAGAUCGUGACACGCCAGGAGUUUCAGUUGGUAGAAAGGAAUGGAACAUGGGUCAAAGAGCUUCAGAUACACGAGCUGUUAAUUUCGAAGAUGUUCUUGUACCUAAAGAGAAUUUGCUAGGUGAGGAAGGCCUUGGUUUCAAGAUUGCAAUGGGUGCAUUUGAUAGGACAAGACCUCCAGUUGCAUCUGGUGCUGUGGGACUUGCUCAAAGAGCAUUUGAAGAAGCGACCAAGUAUGCAAUGGAAAGAAAGACUAUGGGAAAAUCUAUUGCUAUGCAUCAGGCCAUUCAAUUUAUAUUGGCUGAUAUGGCCAUUGGAAUUGAAUCUGCAAGAUUAGUUACUCUCAAGGCUGCUUGUCUAAUAGAUAAGGGAAUCAAGAAUACAUACUACGCUUCUAUUGCAAAAUGUUUAGCUGGUGAUGUUGCUAACAAAUGUGCUUCUGAUGCUGUGCAAGUAUUUGGAGGCAAUGGUUUCAAUUCUGAUUAUCCAGUUGAGAAAUUAAUGAGAGAUGCCAAAAUUUUCCAGAUUUACGAGGGCACAGCACAGAUUCAAAGAAUGAUUAUCAGCCGUGAACUCUUUGACCAGGCUUCAAAAGGAAUGUGAAUAUUUAUGUAGUAUAAUCCACCAAGUACACAGAAUUUGCAUAGAACUGUUUAUAUAAUAAAAUUUCACCAUAUUCAUUAUUGUACCAAUCUUACAAUAGCAUGGCCAUUACGUAAUAUAUUAAUUACUUUGAAUUUUUUUAAUUUUAAAACAUUUUUGCAUGUUUUCUAUGUAUAUUAAAUAAUUUCUUCUGGGACAUAGCUCAUAGACAUUUGAGCUAUAUUAAUAUGAUUACCAGUGACAAA
Messenger RNA from Xenia sp. Carnegie-2017, 1637 nucleotides. Its product is annotated as medium-chain specific acyl-CoA dehydrogenase, mitochondrial-like. The record is from RefSeq and is a predicted model, not a curated record. Lineage: Eukaryota; Metazoa; Cnidaria; Anthozoa; Malacalcyonacea; Xeniidae. Gene Ontology annotation, cellular component: mitochondrion. Gene Ontology annotation, biological process: fatty acid beta-oxidation; medium-chain fatty acid catabolic process. Gene Ontology annotation, molecular function: flavin adenine dinucleotide binding; medium-chain fatty acyl-CoA dehydrogenase activity. The transcript has 14 exons. Bases 136 to 1392 code for a protein of 418 amino acids.